This is a messenger RNA of Zonotrichia leucophrys gambelii, 7162 nucleotides long. RefSeq names its product SMG5 nonsense mediated mRNA decay factor (gene SMG5). Gene Ontology annotation, molecular function: telomeric repeat DNA binding; protein binding; telomerase RNA binding. Gene Ontology annotation, cellular component: telomerase holoenzyme complex. The record is from RefSeq and is a predicted model, not a curated record. The transcript is spliced from 22 exons. Gene Ontology annotation, biological process: nuclear-transcribed mRNA catabolic process, nonsense-mediated decay. NCBI's taxonomy places the organism in Eukaryota, Metazoa, Chordata, Aves, Passeriformes, Passerellidae. Bases 69 to 3218 code for a protein of 1049 amino acids.
GCGGCGGCGGCGGCGGCGCGGGCGGUGCUGAGGGGCCGCGGGGCCGGGCCGGGCCCGCCGCGGGCGCCAUGAGCCAGGGUGGCGGGGCCGCCGGCGAGAGCGGCGAGCCGGAGGCCAAGGUGCUGCACACCAAGCGGCUGUACCGGGCAGUGGUUGAGGCCGUGCACAGGCUGGAUCUCAUCCUUGGCAAUAAGGCAGCUUACCAGGAUGUGUUCAAGCCAGAGAACAUCAGCUUGAGGAACAAGCUGAGGGAGCUGUGUGUGAAGCUGAUGUUCCUGCAUCCAGUGGAUUAUGGAAGAAAAGCAGAAGAACUGCUCUGGAGAAAGGUUUACUAUGAAGUUAUCCAGCUCAUUAAAACAAAUAAAAAGCACAUCCACAGCCGCAGCACCCUGGAGUGUGCAUACAGGACUCACCUGGUGGCUGGCAUAGGAUUCUACCAGCACCUCCUGCUCUACAUCCAGUCCCACUACCAGCUGGAGCUGCAGUGCUGCAUUGACUGGACACACGUGACAGACCCUCUCAUAGGCUGCAAGAAACCUGUGUCUGCAUCAGAGAAGGAGAUGGAGUGGGCACAGAUGGCCUGUCACCGGUGUCUGGUCUAUCUGGGAGAUCUAGCUCGCUAUCAGAAUGAGCUGGCAGGUGUGGACACGGAGCUGCUGGCUGAGCGAUUUUACUAUCAAGCCCUUUCUGUUGCACCACAAGUUGGAAUGCCCUUCAACCAGCUGGGGACACUGGCAGGGAGCAAGUACUACAAUGUGGAAGCAACCUACUGCUACCUACGCUGCAUCCAGUCUGAAGUGUCCUUUGAGGGUGCCUAUGGGAACCUGAAGCGGCUCUAUGACAAAGCAGCCAAGAUGUACCAUCAGCUGAAGAAAUGUGAGACCAGGAAGUUGUCUCCAAGCAAGAAAAGAGGAAAAGACAUUAAGAGGUUGCUGGUGAGCUUCAUGUACCUGCAGAGUCUUUUGCAGCCAAAGAGCAGCUCUUUGGAUUCUGAGCUGACAUCUCUCUGCCAGUCUGUGCUGGAGGAUUUCAACCUGUGCUUGUUCUACCUGCCCUCUCCUCCUAACCUGAGCUCAACUAGUGAAGAUGAAGAAGAGUAUGAGAGUGGCUACUCCUUCCUUCCUGACCUCCUGAUCUUUCGCAUGGUCAUCAUCUGCCUUAUGAGCGUUCACAGCCUCAAGAGGGCAGGUUCCAAGCAGUACAGUGCAGCCAUUGCCUUCACGCUGGCUCUCUUCUCUCACCUGAUCAAUCACGUCAAUAUUCGCCUCCAGGCUGAGCUAGAGGAAGGGGAAAAUCCUGUCCCAGCCUUUCAGAGUGAUGGCACAGAUGAGCAGGAGCCACGGGAGCCUGUGAACUCAAUUGAGAAGGAAGCUGAAGCUGAGCUGGCCAAUCAUCAGCCCAGUGAGGAGCAGAGGAAAAAUGAUUGCAAGAAAAGCAAGAAAUAUUCUCGUCUGUCCUGCCUGCGCCGCCGCCGGCACGCCCAGAAGGUGGAUGAGAGCGACCUGAGUGAGGGCUUUGACUCUGACUCCAGCCAGAGCUCCAUCAAGGGCAGUGAUGGCUCAGAGAGUGGCUCAGAGAAGAGUGAUGAGGAAGCAGAAGCUGCUUUUGAUGUGGAGACAGACUCCGACAUGAACAGCCAAGAGUCUCGGUCUGACUUGGAGGACAUGGAGGAUGAACCGGGUGAGGAAGGAAGCAGCCAAGGCAAAAGUGGGCCCAAAGAGGCCUUAAAAAACUGUGUGGAUAGCAGUGGCCUGGGGGACUCCAAGAGCCCAAGCAUCUCUAAAAGUGAAGCUGUGGAUCCAGCAGUCAAUGGGCCAGCUUCCCUGAGCACUAAUGAUGCAAGCAUAGCCAGUAAUCUGCAGGCCAUGUCCACCCAGCUGUUCCAGACCAAACGCUGCUUUCGCUUGGCUCCCACCUUCAGCAACAUCCUCCUGAAACCCAGCAGUGAAGCACCUGCCUUGAAGGAUGGCAUGGAGAGCAAGCCAUGUGUCAAUGGAGAUCUGGAGAAGCCCAGCUUGGCAGAGCAAGAUGAUGUGUCUGACUCUGAAGAAAGCAUUUCAAGUAACAAAUCCUGCAGAAAUGAGCGAUCCCUUCAGGAGAAGUUGGAGAUUGUGACCAAUGAAGGGCUGCUGCUUACUGUCAAGGUGUUCCUGGACUGGCUGAGGACAAACACAGACCUCAUCAUUAUGUGUGCUCAGAGCUCUCAGAGCCUGUGGAACAGGCUGUCUGUGCUCCUGAACCUUCUGCCUUCUGCUGCAGACCUGCAGGAAUCAGGGCUGGCCCUGUGUGAUGAAGUCAAGGACAUGCUGAGUGAUGCUGAGCUGCCAGACCUGAAGGCCAACCUGCUGCUCCCUGAGGACGUGGCCCUGCGCAAUCUCCCCCCUCUGAAAAAUGCACACAAGAGGUUCAACUUCGAGCAGGACCGGCCCAUCUUCUCUGCACUCGAGGAGUCUGUCGUGCGCAUCUGCUGCAUCCGGAGCUUCGGCCACUUCAUCACCCACCUGCAAGGCAGCAUCCUGCAGUUCAACUCAGAGCUUGGCAUCUUCAUCAGCAUAGCACAGUCUGAGCAAGACAACUUGUUGCACCAGGCCCAGGCUCAGUUUCACAUGGCUGCAGAGGAAGCUCGACGGAACAGGCUCAUGAGAGACAUGGCUCAGCUUCGGCUGCAGCUGGAGGUGUCUCAGCUGGAGGGCAGUCUCCAGCAGCCCAAGGCACAGUCAGCCAUGUCUCCUUACCUGGUUCCUGACACCCAGGCCCUCUGCCAGCACCUGGCUCUUGUCAAGCAGCUGGCCACAAGUGGGAGGUUCAUCAUCAUCAUCCCUCGAACAGUUAUCGAUGGCCUGGACUUCCUGAAAAAGGAGAACGCCGGUGCUCGGGACAGCAUUCGGUAUCUGGAGGCAGAAUUUAAAAAGGGAAACAGGUACAUUCGUUGCCAGAAAGAUGUCGGGAAGAGCUUUGAGAGGCAUAAAUUGAAGAGACAAGAUUUAGAUGCCUGGAAUCUCUAUAAAAUCCUGGACAGCUGCAAGCAGCUGACAGUGUCCCAGGGCAGUGGGGAGGAUGACACCACGGGAAUGGUCACCAUCAUCACAGGCUUCCAGCUGGAGGACCCCAGCUCCUUCUCAGUGCCCAUGCAGUCUGCCAUCCAGGCAGCCGCCAAUGCCAGCAUAGAGAUAAAAAAUGUUCUGGAGUUUUACAAGCAGUGGAAAGAGAUGGGCUGAUGGUCAGAAAGGCAUCGGGUUGGUGAACCUUUCUCUCCCCCUCUCGCAACGUGCAGCGUCUGAACGAAGGAAACAACAAUCUGGGCGACACUUAAGACACGAAGAAGCAGCAGCAGCAGCAACAGCAACAAAAAUACCUACCCAAAUGAAUUAAAAAAAAAAAAACAAAAAUCCAAAGUGGGCACGCACACUGACACCCUCCACCUGCAUCCUGAGCAGACAGGCUGUACAGCUCUGAUGGAGCCAGCUGCUCUGAGAGAGGCCCCUCGGAAUGGGAACGGCCGGGGCAGAGCUCUGCCCUUCUCCCAGUGGGCAGAGAUGGGCGAGAGACAGGCAGUCCUUCAUCCCCCUCCUUCCUCCCAAAGCUUGCUUGGCCAGCAGGAGCAGGCUGGUGGUUCAAAGCAUGGACUUCACUUCAGCAAAACCAAACCAGUGCAGCAGAAACGGAGCCCUCCGCCGUGGGGAAGAAGAUCCAAAGAGUGUUUUGCUCUUGUUUGGCAAUCUGGGGACAGGAAAGUGGAUAGGAUUUCUCCCCCCCCCCCCAUCUCCUCCUUUUGAAUUAAUUAUUUUUCAAGGGUUUUUUUCCUUUUAAUUUUUAGUUUUUAUAUAUAUGAAUAAUAUUAAACAAAAAAAGAAAAAAGAAGAGUUCCUUUGGGGUUUUGGAUACUCUUCCAACAUCAGAAAGAAAAGGAAACACUCUAUUUAAAAGGGGGAAGAAGCUCUUAAUAUAAUUUUUUUUUUUUCUUAGAACAAGCAUAUUUAUUUCCUUUCCCAGGCCCCCAUGGAGCAGGCUCAGUGCAAAGGGAUGUUGGCCUGUGAGGAGGGAGCAGCCCCACGUUGCACUCCACUCUCCCUGGGAGCUGCACACUUCAUGAGCAACACAAGCUCCACCACGCUGCUCCAGGGAGCCCACAGGACUCUGCCUCCAUCCCCAGCUUCUCCCACUAUGCAUUAGACCUUGGAGAAAAGGAGGAAUCUGGCAGAACUGCUGAAAGAGAGAGAGAAGAGCCGGGUGGGAUUUAUGCACCAUUAAGGCUCAAAUGCUUGGCUUGAGCACUGCAACACUGGGAUGGAGCAGAUGUCUCCAAAGGACCCAAAGCCUCUUUUUCAUCUUUUCUUUUUUUUUCCCUUUUUUUUUCCCCACUAAAUCUUUCAAUAGGCUGUGGAGGAGGAAGGAGAAUCUCAAAGCCAUUAUCUUCUGCUGGUUGUUCAAUGCACCACUGCUGCAAUGCUGUGCUAGAGAUGGUGACAGAGCUGUGUCCUCUUUUCUCACAUCCCUCUGGGCUGGCAGAGGCUGUGCAGGAGAUUCACAGACUGCUCCCUGCUUUUGGCAUCCCAGACAGGAGGGCUGAUGCUACCUGGAAAGGUGCUGGAAGAGCUGGGAGGGAUCCUGCAGAGCUCCAUCCUGGCAGCAUCUCACUCAGCCUGUGUCUGACACGCUGCCACUCGCAUGUGAAGCUGCAGGUUGCUCCCAGGGCAGCAGGAGAGGGGCUGGGCAGUCUCUUCCUGCUCCCUUUUCUUGCCUCUGUGUGCCCACAAAGAGGUGUCUCCAUCCACAUGAACCAGCAGCAGCUAUGCAAGUACAAACCACUGGAGUCUUCUAUCUGUCUGUGUUCUCACAUGGGCCAGCCAGAAACUGCUACAGCCAGAGAGCAAAACAUGAGAAGCUGAGUCACAUCCUCCACUCUGUGCAGGCUCUGAGCAUGGUGUGUUGUACUGCAGGGGCAGGCUGUUCUUGUUUUCAGGUAAAAACUAAAAAUACCAGCACAAGUACCAGAGGAUUCAUUUCUAUUCCAGUUCCAGCUCCUUUACAGCACAGCAGAGGGAAAUGCCAACCUGCCUGGUCCAGCUGGAGGGACAGGGCUUUCCCUGCAGGAUCUUCUCCUGAAACUCACAGUGCUUUGCUUGGAUAAGCCAAGAGAAGGCCAUGUGCAGGACAGCAGGGCAGAGACUGGCACACCUUGGGGAUUCUUGGAGAUCUGAGAUGGGUUGUGAAGCUCCCAGUCACUCUUCCCCUCCAGUGGUUUUAUUUGAAGUCAUUUGUUUGUGGAGCUCAUUGUUUCUGUUCAAUGGGGUGGAAAAAGAAGGGAAUCUCCUUGUGGGACUGUUGUUGGGUGAAGCCCUCCUUGUCUGGUGGGGGCACAGGGUUGAUGUGCUCUGCUGAAGAAACCCCCCUGAUCCUGGGGUCUGGAGGUCCCUGGGGCUGAGCUUGGUGUGUUUGCCCUGAGAGCCUCAGUGUCACCCUUGUGGCUGCUGAAGAGAAGCUUUGCAGGGCUGUGGUCAGAGCAGUGAGGAGCUGGGGGCAGCCUUCAGCUUCAGGCUGAGCUUUCCCUGGGUCCUGGCUGGACCUUGAGGGGAGGGAGGAGCAGUAGAGGCAAAGCAACAGCCCAGAGGGAAUUCCUGUCUCGCUGGUGGCAAGUGUUUCACUUGAUGGCAAAUGUUUUCAGUUCUUGCAGCUCCCACAGCUGUGCAGGGUGGCAGCUGGGAGCCACAGCUGGCCAGGCUGAGGAGGAGCUGUGUGCUGACUCACUGAGGCCUUGGUGGGCACAGAUCCAGUUAAGAACAAAGCAAAUAAACUCAUUUUCUGUAACCAGAGGCAGAGGAGCUGCUGUGAGCCCAUGUGGGGCUACAUGGCAACAACAGGGGCUGCUCACAGCUCUGCCUUAGUCACUGCUCUGCUCCCUGAGGGGUUGGUUUGAUAUUCCAAGGUUUUGCAUACCUGCAGGGGGGAAUCCUGACUGCCCCCAUGGCACCUUCCACUCUAGGCUGGAUGGGAAGGGAUUGUCACCUAAAAAAGGACACCUGAAGGGUCCCUGUGCUACUCUCCUGUGCUUGAGGAGCUGGUGAAUGGUUUUAGGAUUUGCAUCCCCAGUCAGAGACAGCUGGAGCUGAAAACCUGGGAGGCUGCAGAGUGUGGGAGUGUCCUCCAGCAAGCCUGGCCUUCUGAGGGGGCUCAGCACAUCAUCCCUGGCCUGGGGAAAGCAAAGCACUGCUCUGCCCAUCCCAACCCUCAGGGUGAGCUGGAGUUUCCUCCUUGCACAGAUCUGCUCUGUCCCAGGGCUGCUGGGUUCUCCCCUGGCGCGUUGUGCUGCUCAGAGUGGCUCUGGGGCUGGGGGCAGAGGGGAUGCUGGGCUGUGGAAGGCUCUGUGCAGCCUGUGGCUGCUGUGGUGCUGCACUGGGGGCUCCCUGAGAGCUCCCCCACCCUGGGCAUGCCUGUCCAAGCCAGAACUGUGAGCUGCCUCAGCAGAGAGCAUCGGGCAGGGUGGAGGCUGCAGGCUCUGGCCGUGGAUCCUCCUGCACCAACCCCAGGCUUGCCCUGUCACCCAGUCCAGUGGUGCCUGCUGCGCUGGGAAGGAGAGCAAACAGAAAAACCAUCUUGUGGGCUGAAAAACAAGAGUGUUCCUGUGUUCUGGUGUGUUUCUUGGGUUUGGUUUUUCUCUUCAUUACCACCCUGUGGAGCGGUUCGGGGUUCCUGGGGUGACCCCACGCUGGGAGGACACAGGGCUGUGGUGGCUGAGGCUGGCUGGGCUGUCCCCAAGCCAUGGUGGACACAGUCACUGGUGCUUGUUGGGCUUCUGCUCCAUGGUUUCAUGGGCUGUUCCAAGCAGCUCCUCUGCUCCCAUCCUUGCUUGGCUUGAGGCCACCCGCAAAUGCCUCGGAUUUUGUCUCACAUCUUCAAUUUUGGGCUCUUUUCCUUCUGGGUGUGCAGCAGUGGGCAGGGACAGGGUUGUGUUGCUGGCCUGGCCACUGGCAGGGAGGGGAUGCAGGUUGGAGGCGAGGGACAAUCACCUCUCCCCAGCCCUCGUGUGGCACAGGGGCUUGCAGAGCCAGGGAGGAUUGAGGGGAUUGGGGCCCAGCUGGGUGACAGGGGCUGGGGCUCCCAGCAAAUGUCUGACCAUGGUCUGAGCACAGCAACUGGCUUAAUAAAAUACCAGAUGUUUGUA